AUGGCAGCUCAGAUCUCCAAGAAGAGAAAGUUCGUCGCUGACGGUGUCUUCUACGCUGAACUUAACGAGUUCUUCACCCGCGAACUUGCCGAAGAUGGCUAUGCUGGUGUUGAAGUUCGCGUCACUCCUGCCCGCACCGAAAUCAUUAUCCGUGCUACUCACACUCAGAAUGUUCUCGGUGAGAAGGGUCGUCGCAUCAGAGAAUUGACCUUCCUCGUUCAGAAGCGUUUCAAGUUCUCUGAGAACUCGGUCGAGCUCUAUGCCGAGCGUGUCCAGAACCGCGGUCUUUGCGCCAUUGCUCAGUGCGAAUCCGUCAAGUUCAAGCUUCUCAACGGUUUGGCCGUUCGUCGUGCCUGCUAUGGUGUCGUCCGAUUCGUCAUGGAAUCCGGUGCCAAGGGUUGCGAAGUCGUCGUCUCUGGUAAGCUUCGUGCUGCUCGUGCCAAGGCCAUGAAGUUCAGCGAUGGUUUCAUGAUCCACUCUGGUCAACCCACCCGCGAUUUCAUCACCACCGCCGUUCGUCACGUCAUGAUGCGUCAGGGUGUUCUCGGUAUCAAGGUCAAGAUCAUGUUGGACAGCGAUCCUACCGGCCGCAACGGUCCCAAGCAGACCCUUCCCGAUAUCGUCACCAUCCUCGAACCCAAGGAUGAGUCCGUCAUCACCGAACCCUCUGCUCAGGACUUUGGUGUCCCUGCCGCUGCCCCCGCCGCUGAAGCUCCCGCUGCCGAAGCUCAUUAAGGAAAAUGGAUGCAUGCCACAACUUUUAUUCACAAUAAUAAAGC
Radiomyces spectabilis is the source of this 779-nucleotide messenger RNA. RefSeq names its product 40S ribosomal protein S3. Gene Ontology annotation, molecular function: RNA binding; structural constituent of ribosome. The transcript has 4 exons. Lineage: Eukaryota; Fungi; Mucoromycota; Mucoromycetes; Mucorales; Radiomycetaceae. The coding region runs from base 1 to 735 and encodes 244 amino acids. Gene Ontology annotation, cellular component: cytosolic small ribosomal subunit; nucleus. The record is from RefSeq and is a predicted model, not a curated record. Gene Ontology annotation, biological process: translation.